Molecule: messenger RNA, 1941 nt
Organism: Eucalyptus grandis
Lineage: Eukaryota; Viridiplantae; Streptophyta; Magnoliopsida; Myrtales; Myrtaceae
Product: kinesin-like protein KIN-14L
Exons: 13
Coding region: 136-1482 (448 amino acids)
Biological process (GO): microtubule-based movement
Molecular function (GO): microtubule binding; microtubule motor activity; ATP binding
Source: RefSeq, a predicted model, not a curated record
UUUGGAGACUUACUAAAAGAAAGAGGCAGGUUGCUUUCAACAUCCUCACCCCUGGAGGAUUUGUCCACUCGAGGAUCCAAGUGCUGCAGAACAUGUUCUAAAGAGGGUAACUGCGAUCAUUGAAAUGUAUUUGAGAUGCAAGAGAAAGAACUUUUGGAUCUUAAAACUUUGUUGGUGAAGACAAAAAGGGAGUUUGAAGAUCUGCAGUUCCAGUUUCAGACAGAUCUAAAACAGCUAGGCAAUCAAGUCCAGGAGAUGUCUACUGCUGCCCUUGGAUAUCAUAAAGUGGUGAAGGAAAAUCGAAACCUUUACAACAUGGUUCAGGAUUUAAAAGGAAAUAUACGAGUAUACUGCAGAAUUAGACACAUUUUUAAUGCGGAAGCCAAAAAUGUGGUAGAUUUUAUUGGAGAAGAUGGUUCACUUGUGAUUGUUGACCCUUCAAAACCCCAUAGAGAUGGAAGGAAAGUGUUUCAGUUUAAUCGGGUUUUCAGUCCACUUGCUACUCAAGAUGAUGUGUACAUGGAUACUCAACCUUUGAUUAGAUCAGUUAUGGAUGGUUACAAUGUCUGCAUCUUUGCUUAUGGUCAAACUAGAUCAGGUAAAACACAUACAAUGAGUGGUCCAUCAGGCGAACUGACAAAGGACAUGGGGAUUAAUUACUUGGCUCUCAACGAUCUCUUCGAGUUGUCUAACAGAAGGAAGGACAUUAUAACUUAUGAUAUUCAUGUUCAGAUGGUUGAAAUAUAUAAUGAGCAAGUGCGUGAUCUCCUUGCUGAGGAUUCAGCAUCCUCAAGAUUAAAGAUUCGAAGCUGUACCAGCGACGGUGGCUUGAGCCUUCCAGAUGCUACCAUGCAUUCUGUCAAGUCCACAGCUGAUGUGGUCAACCUAAUGAAAUUUGGUGAUGUGAAUCGUGUCGUCAGUUCUACAGCACUGAACAAUAGAAGUAGCCAGUCUCACAGUGUGCUGACAGUACAUGUUCAAGGGAAAGAUGUAUCUGGAUCCAUCCUCCGCAGUUGCCUGCAUUUGGUUGAUCUUGCAGGAAGUGAACGGGUAGAUAGAUCUGAAGUCACAGGAGAGAGACUGAAGGAGGCACAGUACAUUAACCAGUCUUUGUCUUGUCUGGGAGAUGUUAUCACAGCUUUGGCCCAGAAAAACUCCCAUGUACCUUACUGCAAUAGCAAACUUACGCUUCUGCUGCAAGAUUCCCUAGGAGGAAAUGCGAAGACAUUGAUGCUGGCUCAUGUGAACCCUGAGAGAGAUUCAUUUGGGGAAUCAAUGAGUACCUUGAAGUUUGCCCGGAGAGUUUCAAUGGUUGAACUUGGUGCUGCACGCAUGAACAAAGAGACCAGUGAGGUCAUGCAACUCAAAGAGCAGGGGGCUGGAUCUGUCGAUUUGGCAAAAAUGAGAUCCAGAUUGUUAUGCAAGGAGAGCGCACUCUUUGUACUGAUCCUCGAAUGCCCAACUUGCUUGUUCAAAGCAUGAAUGGCAAGGAAUCUCACAUAAGGAAAUCGCUGCGCACCAUAGAGAGGAAGCUCAUCAAUGGAUCUGAAAGGAGGAACGAAAGAAAUGUGACAGAAGCUCGUUCACUUGUCAGAGGCUCUACUACUUGCAUUAAUAAUGGAGUAUUGGCAAUUGCAGCCAACACACGGACACUUAGGAGACAAUCACUAACAGGUGCUGGUUCAGAUCAGUCUCGCCGGUCUUCUCUGGGUGGCAAGUCCACUAAUUCCAAUGUAAGAGACACAAGGAAUGCCAAGACGCCUCCUCCAGUCCACCCAUCAUCUACGAUAGCAAAGCGUUGGCUGUAGCUAUAGAUGGCGAAAUUUAGUGUUCAAUGACCAGCGAAGUGAUGCUUUGACUCGAAGCUGAUUGAAGUUUUGACAUGAUAGAUGAGACUGAGAAUUGACGAGGGAAAGACUGAAGAGUUAGCCGACAAACGCA